AUCACCGUCUCCAAGAAACGCAACUGGCUGCAGCAGAGCUCCCUUGGGAAGAAUCAGUGCACCAAGGAUGAGCUGCAAGGAAUGCUGGGGGCUGAGGAGGAGGGCUCCAAUCAGCUGCCACCUCCUCCCAGUCCCUCUCCUGACCACCUGAGACCCUCAGGGGGAGCUCCAUCACGGCCAGCCCGCCUACACUUGACUCAGACAAGUGUCGGUGAGGCAAAAGCGUCCCCUCAUCCUCGAAGCAUUGACCCAGCUGAAGAGAAUGACGCAGACGAUGAAGGAGAAAUCUGGUACAACCCAAUCCCUGAGGACGAUGAAGUUGAGAUGUCUCACCGACCCUCCGUUCGUCUGCUCGGUUCCCCCUCGAGAUGAGUCCCAGAGGAGGCCCAGCCGGGCAGGGGAUGUGGGUCAGGGCGGCAGGAACCUUGGGGGCGGUAGUGGCGCUGGGCCGGAGGCGCUCGGGGAAAGCAUUGGUGGCUCAGGAGAUGGUAUUCAGGGGAAUGCUGUACAUUCCACAGAGGCACUACAUCUGCACAGACAGAUGCUCGCGUGCAAACCUCAGGAGGAGGGGGGGCCUUCCACUAGCAGAACCACAGAUGGGCCUGACCUGCCCAAUGCAAUCAGCUCUCCUCCCUCCAGCCCAAACCCGGCCAAGAAGAUCAGCUCCAUCAACUGGUCCUUCCCAGACAAGAUUAAGUCUCCGCGCACCGUGAGAAAGAUCUCCAUGAAAAUGAAGAAGCUUCCAGAGCUUAGUCGGAAACUCAGCGUCAAGGGGAACCCAAGUAGCAACAAUGGCAACGGAAGCAGUCAUCUAGAGCCGAGAGCCCAUUCACCCCGGAACAAUGUGAGCGGGUCGGAGGCCGUCCCCCAUUCCUCAGGCCCUCCUAGGUUAGCUACAUCUGGAGGAGGGCAGGCCAGUCGUAACGUUAUCUCGCGCUACCACCUGGACAGCAGUGUGUCUCCGCAGCACAGCUUCAACAAAAAGAAAAGUAACGGCAGCUCAAAGUCCGCCAGUAAAGGUGGUUACCUCAGUGAUGGCGACUCACCUGAGCUGGUGGCAAAAUCUGGGAAGCACGGCUCCGCGGAGGGGAAGGGAGGGAAAGGCAAGGAGACGGAGGUAGGAGGUGGAAGCUCCAAACUUAAUGGCACAGAAUUGGACAUUGAUGCUUUCCGCCAUUAUAGCUUCACAGAGCAACCCAAGUGCAGCCAGUACAUCUCUGGACUGAUGAGCCUGCACUUUUACGGUGCUGAGGACCUCAAACCUCCACGUAUUGACUCUAGAGAUGUAUAUUGUGCCAUCCAAGUGGACUCAGUUAACAAAGCACGCACCGCUCUCCUAACGUGCCGAACUACCUUCCUAGAUAUGGACCACACCUUCAACAUCGAGCUGGAGAAUGCCCAGCACCUGAAGCUGGUGGUGUUCAGCUGGGAGCCAAUGCCUAGGCGAAACCGCGUCUGCUGCCACGGCACGGUGGUUCUGCCAGCACUUUUCCGGGUAACACGGAGCCACCAGCUGGCUGUGAAGCUAGAGCCGCGGGGGCUGAUCUAUGUCAAGUUGAACCUGAUGGACCAGUGGAAGAACUCGCUGGAUGGUGGGCCGGACGGAGACAGGGAGCCCCAGGUGUUUGGUGUGGAGGCGUGGCGGGUGGUUGAAAGGGAGAACACAGGACUGAUGGUGCCGCUGCUCAUAAGCAAGUGCAUCAAUGAGAUCGAAAAGAGAGGCUGCCAGGUAGUGGGCCUCUACCGUCUUUGUGGAUCUGCAGCCGUGAAGAAGGAGCUGCGAGAGGCAUUUGAGAGAGACAGCUACGCCGUGGAGCUGUGUGAAAACACAUAUCCCGACGUUAACGUCAUUACAGGAGUACUGAAGGACUACCUGCGAGAGCUGCCAUACCCUCUGAUCACCAAGAACCUGUAUGAGGCAGUGCUGGAUGCCAUGGCCACGAGGCCUCUGCGGAUAGGAGCAUCCGGCUGUGAGAACGACGCAGCCGACACAGAACAUACCGUCAGCCUGCUGGACAACCUGCCAGACGUGGAGAGGGUGACACUGCAGAUGCUUCUUGACCAUCUUAAGUUGGUAGCAUCCUGCCAGGAAGUGAACAAGAUGACGUGUCAGAACCUGGCGGUGUGUUUUGGCCCUGUGCUGCUCAGCCAGCGUCAGGAGGCGUCUUGCCACACCAACCGAGUGUUCAUCGACUCAGAGGAGCUCGCCAGUGCGCUUCAUUUUAAAAAACACAUCGAAGUCUUGCAUUACCUGUUGCAGCUCUGGCCUGUUGUGGAUCCACAUGGCCGAUCUUCCUCGCAGCCUCCUCCAGCCUCUGUGGCUCCAGCCUCAUCCGACCUGCUGUCUGCUCCUCCCAUUAGGCGAAGAAAAGAGCGCCCCCAGGUCCUGAAUCUCUCUGAAGCAGAGAUGGCGGGCGUUCUGCGGCCCAAACCGGGGCGCUUAGACAGCCCGAGCAACCGCUACGCCGGCGACUGGAGCCGCUGUGGCGAGAGUUACUUCCCCUGUGAAACUCUGCUGCCUCCCAACAGGGAAGAGGCGGACUAUGAUGACGUGCCCUCUGAGGAUACGGAGGCAGCUGAGGAGGAGCAGGAGAAUCCUGAGGACGACGCAGAAGAAGAUAAAGGGCAGGUGGUUACAUGCCCUGCGUCUGAUUCUGCUGAGCAGGAGCAACCCGAGAGAGAACAAGAGGUGAAGGAAGAGGAGGAAAAGGUGGAAGAGAAGGAGAAGAAGCAAGAAGAGAGCGAUAGUCCAGGCAAUGUGCAAACUUUAGAGGACAAUGAGGAGGAGAGGGUGUGCAACCACAUCCUGCCCCCUCUUCUGCCCAAAGAGCACACCUAUCAGGCCUACAUGAAGAUCCAGGAUAUCAGCCCUGUGCUGAGCAACAGGGUCAACCUGAAGGACCUGCAGGAGAGCAUCGACACUCUGAUAGGAAACCUGGAGAGAGAGCUCAACAAGAACAAGCUCAAUGUUGGGUACUGACUGCUACUACAGACACACUCACAUAGACCGACAGGGUUUGGAGAUUACCUUCUUUACCGAUCAAGGUGCUUCAGGAUACAGCCACAGGGUUUCUACAAGAUCCUGUGAGGAUGGCGUGGUGCUGCUGUAAAAACAUUAAAGGAUGAGAGGAGAAGAAAUGCAACAGGGCACUUCUGGCGUUUGUACCUUAACCAUAGACAUUCCGUUAUGUUUUAUUUUCCUUUUUUUUGGUCGACUGUCUUACUUUAUGUUGUUGUUUUGUUUCAAUCCGGUUUUGUGUUCCAUGUUAUUAUUGUUGCUUCUCUUCUUAUUAGAAGAACCCAUUGACCCCUCAGGGGUUUAAAAGGUGCCUUAAUUGUGUGAAGGUGGUACGUGUAGAGGAGAAUCCACCCUGAAAUAAAAUGCCCCCCCCCACACCUCUUAUGAUCGUGAUACAGUGUUGACAACCAACAGGAUAACCUCUAUGAUGUUAUGAAAAGUUGUUUUUUAGAACGAACAUAUUCUGUUUUAAGCUGGUACACAUUUAUCCUAGGUACUAUGGGGCUGUACUCAUGCUCGCUUUAAAGCCAAUGCCAACAUUUGUUAAAGUAAAGUUACUGGUAGAAAACAAAAUGUAUUCACUUAUACGAAAAUACGCUUUGGACACUGGAUACUUCAAUAUUUAUUCAGUUGUUGGAAAAAAUGAUGGGAUGAAUUAGGCAUUUCUAUUAAGAAUUGUUUUCCAACUAAGUUAUUUAAUUAGAUACUUAUAUUAGACAUUGUGCCAAGAAAACCAAACCAUGCCCUCUUACAAUGGCGAUGGAAAAAUAUGUUCUGAUGUUUUAUUGAACAUUAAUGGUCCGUAGUGCAGAAUGGGAAAACUCUUGAAUGUCCAGCUCAUACCGUCUAUUUUCCAGCUUGUAAACACAGUGUUUAGUAAAACCUACCAAGAUCAUACGAGGAAGGUGUGAUCAUUCUGUUUAAGGGUGGAUUUUACUUUUUAAGGCAGCAGAUAGCUUUUCUAUUGAGAUAUGAAACCCUAAAUGUUUUUCAACAAUAAUGCACUUAUGAGGCAGGCAGUAUUGUGAAUUGUCAUUAUCAUUUAUGCAGUAAAUAAUAUAUGGACUGUAGACUGAGUUGACAGAGAAACAGCCGCCACUGUGACCUCUUAAAGAUACAUUUGAAUGAAUGUGGCUUGAAAUGUAUUUCCGUUCUGCAUUGUGUAAGAUGUUCAAACAACAUCGCACAGGAAUACAUGCAUCUACCAGAAUUGAAAACAAGAUAAUGUCAAUAGCUCUCUAAUCACUGUAGAUAUUUGAUGUAAAGCCUGCAACUAAAAAUAGAAAAGGUGUUUCAUGUGGAGAGAAUAGUUUUACAAUUUGGGAAAUUUGCUUAUUCACUUAUUUGCAAUUAAAUGAUCAUUUUAAUACCACCCAUGUGUGCAUGCCAAGUAUUCAACUGAAGCUAGAAGAUCCUUAGCUAAGCUUAGCUUAUUUUGGAUUAGCGUAAAGACUGGAGGCAGGAGGAAAUGGCUAGCCUGGCUUUUUCCAAAGUUAAAAGAACAAACAACAAGUGACCAGAACCCCUUAAAUUUACAAAUUAAGUAUCUUUAAAUAUCUUUCUUUGAUUUGUGUGUUUAUGCUAUGCUAAAAUAAGCUAAUCGAUAAAUCUUCAGCAAAUAGGCACAUUUUCUCAAGAUGUCAAACUUUUCCUUUAAUUUAACAAACCAGUCUUCUUUUUACUUCUCCCGGCUUUUUUUGGUAAAACCGUGAAAUAGACACAGCUGAAAUGUGAAGCACAAUUAUCAGAUCCGCAGUGGAAACUGUUAGCGGAGGUUCAGACGACUAAGCUAGCUGCCUAAAUCGAAAAAGGACGUUUUCAGCAAUCCAGGGAAUCAGAAUGAUCAGUAUUUAACCUAUAUGUAUAUGUAUAUAAUUAUAUAAAUGUAUUCGGAGUAUAUUAUUUUUACAGCUUCUAUUUCAAUGGUGUAUUUAAAUACUUCUGAUGACCUCGUAGUGUUGUAGCAAUAGUCGCUUUUCCUCCCUUCAAGCUACCUGUACACAUCUUAAUGUGCUGGACUAAUGGUACAACUUUGGCUGUAAAAAAUAUGAUAAACUCGUGCUCUUGCAGAAAAGUGAUAUUGUUAUUUUUAUUGUAUUGUGUAUAUAUAUUUGACAUUGUUUUGUGUCUCUGGUGGACUAAGCUGUGUUCGUGAUUAUUGGUGUUUUGUUUUUUUAAGGUACUGAACGUUGCAUGGUCAAAAGCUUUACUGACAUAAACAAGGCUCUGUCUCAUCUGCCUUUGUAUUUGAUAUUUAUGUGCAAAAAUACUUAUUUUGUAAUGUACGCUCAUUUGUUCAUCACUCAGCUUCUCCAAUAGACAGAUGACUGCACUUGUCAAGCUUUUCUCCAGAGGACAUAAAGACAGACUUCCAAAUUGUAUGUUAUGUUUUACAAUUAUGAGAGGGCCAUGUAUGUAUAUAUUGUUUUAUUUAACACUUGUUUAAAGGAAAGACAUAUGAGAUAGGGCUUAAUGAUGCUUAAUUUUUAUUUUCACUGUUGUUCCACCCUGCUCACAGUCCUGCUGCUUCAUGGUGGUGAAGCUGUUGCUGCUGCUGUCACUCUGAACGGGUUGGUGAAAGUGAGUUUUAGCAGGGUUCCUUUCAAACCAUCUGUCUGUCUAGGCAACAAAACAACAACCAGAGCCUCAUUAACAGUAUGAAAUACAACAUGGAGAGCAUCCCCUAGCCUACAAAUUCUUCAGAUGCUGACAAUGUGAUUGCAUACACUUCAAAGACCCAAUAUGGCCAAUAUUUUUGGGGUGAUUAAGACUUCUCAAUGAUGCUCAAAGCUGUGGCUUCACAUUAGGUACUCUUAUUGUCUGUCUUAGCAUCUUCCAAAUGUCUUACCUCUCUUUUUACAGAAUAUUUCAGCAAGCACCUGCAUCAUUUCAAUUUUGUGUUACAUUUUAUAGGGUUUCUGUCUUGUCAUCGUUGUCCUUUGGAUGAAAAGUAUCACUAAACACAACAGAAAACUUGCUUUGUAUUGAUCCUGAGAAAUGUAUGGUCAUAAUAAAGUAUAUUAUUUUAAAUUCA
This is a messenger RNA of Eleginops maclovinus (Patagonian blennie), 6053 nucleotides long. RefSeq names its product synapse defective 1, Rho GTPase, homolog 2 (C. elegans) (gene syde2). The coding region runs from base 263 to 2980 and encodes 905 amino acids. The transcript is spliced from 7 exons. The record is from RefSeq and is a predicted model, not a curated record. Gene Ontology annotation, molecular function: GTPase activator activity. Gene Ontology annotation, cellular component: synaptic membrane. Lineage: Eukaryota; Metazoa; Chordata; Actinopteri; Perciformes; Eleginopidae. Gene Ontology annotation, biological process: cell migration; signal transduction; regulation of Ras protein signal transduction.